Molecule: messenger RNA, 2301 nt
Organism: Rotaria sordida
Lineage: Eukaryota; Metazoa; Rotifera; Eurotatoria; Philodinida; Philodinidae
Source: the annotation of a GenBank genome assembly
AUGAACAAUGUAAUUAUUAGAUACCUAUUCUAUUUUUUUAUUCUCCUAUUCCAUAGUAAUAAAAUUUAUUCAUCAUCUUCUAUAAUUCUUUAUCCAUCAUUUCAACGUAUUUUUGAUCAAUUAUUAUAUAAUUCAACAUUACCUCAAUGUACAGAAUUAAUAUGUAAUCAAACUGAAACACAAGCAAAUUUUUCUCAUAUAAAAUUAUCUAAUGAAAAUUUAUUAAACUUAUCAUUAUAUAAUAAAUUAAAUAAAAAAAAUAAUGGACCAUAUCUUAUAACAUCAACUGGUAUUUAUCGUGGUAGACGACUUGAAUAUCAUAAUCGUUAUAUUGAUCAAUUUCUUGGUAUUUAUUAUGGUGAAUUACCUGAAACUUUAAAAAAACCAAUUAAAAAACGUUUUAAUUAUUCAAUACAAAAUGCAACUAAAUUUAGUCCAUCUUGUAUGCAAUCAUUAUCAAUGACAAAAAAUCUUUCAUAUGGUUCAUUUGUUAUGCAACAUGAUUUUAAUGAAAAUUGUCUUUCAUUAAAUAUCUAUCGAGCUGAUAUACGUUAUGGAGAAAAACCUAAAGCUAUUAUGUUAUUUUCUCAUGGAGGAUCAAAUCAAUUAGGUAGUGGAUCAUUAUUUGAUGGAAGUAUAUUAGCUAGUGAAGGUGAUAUUAUUGUUAUAACAAUGAAUUUUCGUCUUAAUUAUCAUGGAUUUUUAUCAAGUGGAGAUGGUCGAGUCAAAGGUAACUAUGGUCUUUGGGAUCAACUAUUAGCAGUCGAAUGGAUUUAUGAAAAUGCACAUUUAUUUGGUGGUGAUCGAGAUCGAAUAGUUCUAACCGGUCAUUCAGCAGGUGCUGGAAAUGUUAUGUUAAUACCUGCAAGUCAUCAUUCUCGUGGUAUGAUACGACGUGUUAUAUCACAAUCGGGUACCGGUUUAGCACCAUGGAGUAUAAAUCAUAAUCCAAUGAAAACACUUAAACGUUUUUCAGAAGAUUAUUGUUGUAAACGUUCAAAUGAAAAUGAAAUGAUUAAUUGUAUUUAUAACUUAUUAGAAAAAAGUGAUCGAGAUAUUUAUCAUCUUCAUAUAAGUCUUAAUAUUGCUGAUGAUAAUCCAUAUCCUGUUAUUGAUAAUGAUUUUAUAAAUGAUACAAUUGAAAAUAUUUUAAAAAGUGAUAUUUAUAAAAAUAUUGAUUUUUUAACAGGUGUUACAUUAAAUGAAGGUCUUUAUUUUGCUGAAUAUCAUAUAAAAAAUUUUUAUAAUGAACGUCAAAAUCCAUCAUAUUUAAUAAAUAGAUCUUCUUUAAAUAAAAAAUGUCCAAAUAUUUAUUCAAAUUUAACUACUAUAAAACCAUCAAGUAUAGUAUUUAAAGGAAAUCCAACAAUACAAAUAGAAUCUAAUAAUAAUGAAAAAGAUAAUUUAAUGAGUAUUGAACGACGAAUAGAUAUUGAACAAGCAUCAACUAAUGAGUUAGAUGUGUAUCUUAAAAAUUUUGUUCAAUUAAAUUAUAUUGAACAAUAUAUUUAUGCAAAUUUUCGACAUGGAAAAUGUUUUAUUAAUGAUGUCAAAAAGAAAUAUAAAUUACCAGCUCAAAAUAAUAUAACAAAUCAAUUAAGUCUUUUUAUUGAUCUUGUUUCGGAUUUAAUGUUUAAUUUUCAUAUGGUUCUUUGUUUAAAUUUACUUUCUAAUAUACCAAUUAGAAAUGCAUCAAAUUAUGCAUAUAUUUAUUCACAUCGACCAACAUCGAAAGUACUUAGUGGAUAUCGUGAUCAACUUAAAUUAUUACCAGAAGCUAUUGGACAUUUUGCUGAAUUAGAUUAUGUUUUUGGUGUACCAUUAGGACGUAAUUAUUCUCGUAUACAUCGAAAUGUGAAUAUGAAUUUUUAUAAUUAUUCAACUGAUGAAGAAAAUUUUAGUCGACAAUUAAUUCGUUAUUGGUCAAAUUUUAUUAAAACUGGAGAUCCAAAUAAAGGUUCAUCUUCUAUGGAUGAAUCUAAUAUUGAAUGGAAACCAUAUACAAAUAAUGAACAUAAUUAUUUAUAUUUUGGUUUAAAUUCUAUUCAAAAUGAACUUAAUUAUUUUGAUAAAAUGUAUCAAUUUUGGCUUCGAUGUUUUCGUAUUGAAUCUAAAGGUGGUUGUCGAAAGAAAAAAUUUAUAAAACAUUUAAUAUUAUUUAUGACUUCAUUAAUUUUUCUAUCAAUUCUUCUAAUGAUGUAUUUUCUUUGGAAAUAUUGUCAAAAGAAAAAACCAGGACAUUUAUUUUCACAUCGCUCACCAACAGCUUUAUACCCAUAUCCUAAUCAUGUAUUAGCAUAA